Molecule: messenger RNA, 2283 nt
Organism: Scylla paramamosain (green mud crab)
Lineage: Eukaryota; Metazoa; Arthropoda; Malacostraca; Decapoda; Portunidae
Exons: 2
Coding region: 1-1308 (435 amino acids)
Molecular function (GO): nucleic acid binding
Source: RefSeq, a predicted model, not a curated record
AUGGAUGCCCGUGCCCCAACCUCGCCAUAUGGCCACCUUCAUAGCCAAGCCAGGAAAGUCAUUUUUAAUGUUAAUAGGUACUUCUUGGAAGAAAAAGCCAACGGAGCUCCUAUACUCCCACCUUCACAUGCACUUACAAGAACUGCUAUGGCCACCAAAACCAGCGAAAGAACUGUACGAAGGAUUUGUUCUGCACACAAUCAAAUGUUGAACACGGAAGCUGAACCAGACACACCAACCUUCCGCUCACCAAAGAAGAAACAUCGUGCUGCACCUGUUACUGACUUUGAUGACUUUGAUAAGCGCUUAUUAAGAAGAACUGUACUGGCGUUUUAUGAGAGGAAGGAAAUUCCAACUAUUUACAAGAUAAAAGAAGAACUCCGUGAACAAAUCGGCUACAGUGGCUGCGAAAAUUCCCUUCGCAAGGUUCUCCUGAAAAUAGGAUUCAAAUUUGCGGAGGUUGAUGGCCGCAAAUUCCUGAUGGAGAGAAAUGAUGUCCUUGCAGCUCGCACUAAGUUUUUAAGGGAAAUGCGGCAGCUUAAACAGUCAGACCACACUUUUGUUUACCUCGAUGAAACUUGGGUUAACCAAAACUGCACAGUUGGGAAGUGUUGGACUGAUACUUCAUCAAAAGAAGCAACAGGAGUCAAACCGCCGACUGAAAAAGGAGCACGACUUAUUAUUCUUCAUGCUGGAACAAAACACGGUUUUAUCAACAAUGGUGAGCUGUUUUUCCAAGCAAAAAAUGAUGGUGAUUACCAUAAUCAAAUGAAUUCAACAGUUUUUGAAGAAUGGUUUCGCAUGCAGCUACUACCGAACAUUCCACCAAACUCUGUCAUUGUGAUGGAUAAUGCAUCGUACCACAGCAGACAAGUAGAAAAAUUGCCAACAUCAUCAUGGAGAAAAGCAGACAUCAAGAACUGGCUCAAGUUAAAAGGAAUUACAGUCAGUGAUGAUUUGUCAAAAGCAGAGUUAUAUGAACUGGCAAAAAAUUCCCGUGUGGCAAAGAAGAGGUAUGUUGUAGAUGAAGUUGCUACAGAGGCAGGACACAUCGUCGUGAGGUUGCCGCCCUACCACUGUCAAUAUAACCCCAUAGAGUUGGUUUGGGCCCAGGUGAAGUCAUACAUAGCCAAAAGGAACAAUUUCAAAAUGGCUGACCUCAAACCCCUGGUGAAAGAAGCUAUGCGUGCCGUCACACCAGAGAACUGGAAGCAAGCAGUGAAGCACGCCGAACAACUCCAAGAACAUGACACAAAUCAAGACCGAGCAGUUGAAAUAAAUGGUUCGGAACUACAAAAGAAAGACUGAACGUGGGUCAGCAACACCCCAACUAAUGCAGGAGGCUGCUGAUUUUGUUCGAAAUAAGAAUAUAUCAGUGAGAGAGUCCGCACAACUGUUUGGUGUCCACUACUCAACCUUACAACGAUUUAUUCACAAAACCUCUGGCAACACUGCUAAAAACAAUACACAUGUAGGAUAUGCCAAACCAAGACAAGUAUUUACAUGUGAGCAGGAAGAAGAAUUAGUAUCCUAUCUGAAAACAGCAGCAGGAAUUUAUUUUGGUCUUUCUCCGAGAGAAGUCAAGGAACUGGCUUUCAAAUGCGCCAAUGAAGCAAAGAUAGAAAUGCCUGAUAAUUGGCGCAAUGAUAAAUAUGCUGGAAAAGACUGGUUUUCAGGUUUCAUGAAGCGACAUGGACAAGAACUCUCAAUUAGACCCCAUCCUUCCUCUUCUACAGCCAGUGAACCCCUUCCUUCCACUUCAACUGCAGUAGGACCACAACCAGCAGUAGCUUCUUUCAUUACUGAUCAAGUUGAAACUGCAAAUGUUGGUGAGUCUUCCCUUUGCCCAGAAAAAAUCAUGCCACAUCCAAAAGCAACACCUUGGAAAAAGAAAUGUAAUACAGGCAGAAAAGCACGUAAAUGUGCCAUAUUAACAGACAUACCUGAAAGAAAUGCUCUGUUUGCUGAAGCCAUUAAGAAAAAAAACAAAAAGAAUGAUGUCAAAGAAAAGAAAGCCACCAAGAAAAGGAAGCAGGAGUUUUUACACAAAGUUCGAUCCAAAAAACCUGUUGAAAAGUACGACAUAUCCAGCUCAGACGACGAAGACUGGUAUUGUCUGAUUUGUGUAGAACCAUAUUCCAAUAGCAGGCCCCGGGAGAAAUGGAUUCAAUGUAGUACAUGCAGAGGAUGGUCUCAUGAGGAAUGUUUGGGAACAGAUGGAGGUAUAAUUUUAUAUUAUAUUUGUCAUAACUGUGAAUCUGAUGAUGAAUAAAUUUAAGGUUC